CACUCCUUUUACAGCUUUGCUCUUAAAUAAUAAAGCUUUCAUUUUUAGCAUCUCUCUCUCUCUUUCUCUUCUUCUUCUUCUUCUUCUUCUUCUGAAUCGUCACAAUGCGAGACUUCUUCCCCAACUCGUCAAUGGCGAUUCUCUCUGUUUUCCUCUCACUCCUUCUCCUGUCUUUCCCUCUUCCAUCAUCUCAAGAUCUCAACGCCGACAGAGCAGCUCUUCUCUCUCUCCGCUCCGCCGUCGGAGGCCGUACAUUUCGCUGGAACAUCAAACAAACCUCACCGUGUAACUGGGCCGGUGUCAAAUGCGAGAGUAACAGAGUCACAGCCCUCCGUCUACCCGGCGUUGCUCUCUCCGGUGACAUUCCAGAGGGUAUUUUCGGUAACUUAACUCAGCUCCGUACACUCAGCCUCCGUCUCAACGCUCUCUCUGGCUCACUCCCUAAAGAUCUCAGUACCUCUUCCAGUCUCCGGCAUCUUUACUUGCAAGGAAACAGAUUCUCCGGCGAGAUACCUGAAGUUUUAUUCAGCCUUACUCACCUCGUGAGGCUUAACCUCGCUUCCAAUAGUUUCACCGGCGAAAUCUCUUCAGGUUUCACGAACCUCAGGAAGCUAAAGACUCUGUUUUUAGAGAAUAAUCAACUCUCUGGUUCAAUCCCUGACUUAGAUUUACCUUUGGUUCAAUUCAAUGUUUCGAAUAACUCGUUGAACGGAUCUAUACCUAAGAGUCUUCAGAGGUUUGAGUCUGAUUCGUUUCUACAGACUUCACUUUGUGGCAAACCGCUUAAACUUUGUCCUAAUGAAGAAACUGUACCGAGUCAGCCUACUUCUGGUGGAAACAGAACACCACCGAGUGUUGAGGAAAGUAAGGAGAAGAAGAAAAAGAACAAACUUUCCGGUGGAGCUAUUGCCGGAAUUGUGAUCGGAUGUGUUGUUGGUUUUGCUUUGAUUGUUUUGAUACUAAUGGUGCUUUGUCGGAAAAAGGGUAAGGAGAGAUCAAGAGCUGUUGAUAUCUCAACAAUCAAACAGCAAGAAACCGAAAUUCCCGGCGAUAAAGAAGCGGUGGAUAAUGGUAAUGUCUACUCGGUGUCUGCUGCUGCAGCUGCGGCGAUGACCGGAAAUGGAAAAGCCAGUGAAGGGAACGGUCCAGCGACGAAGAAGCUCGUGUUCUUUGGUAAUGCGACUAAGGUUUUCGAUCUUGAAGACUUGUUGAGAGCUUCUGCAGAGGUUCUUGGGAAAGGAACGUUUGGAACGGCCUAUAAGGCGGUGCUUGACGCGGUGACGGUUGUGGCGGUGAAGAGGCUGAAGGAUGUAAUGAUGGCUGAUAAAGAGUUUAAGGAGAAGAUUGAGUUGGUUGGUGCGAUGGAUCAUGAGAACUUGGUGCCAUUGAGAGCUUACUAUUUCAGUAGAGACGAGAAGCUUCUUGUCUAUGACUUCAUGCCUAUGGGAAGCUUAUCAGCUCUCUUACAUGGAAACAGAGGAGCGGGAAGGAGUCCACUAAACUGGGAUGUUAGAUCACGAAUUGCUAUUGGUGCAGGUCGUGGUUUAGCCUACCUUCACUCACAAGGCACUUCGACCUCUCACGGCAACAUCAAGUCCUCGAACAUCCUCUUAACGAAAUCCCACGACGCUAAAGUCUCAGACUUUGGCUUAGCUCAGCUCGUGGGAUCAUCUGCAACAAAUCCAAACCGCGCUACGGGUUACCGUGCACCAGAAGUAACUGAUCCGAAACGUGUGUCGCAGAAAGGUGAUGUGUACAGUUUCGGAGUGGUGUUGCUUGAGCUGAUCACGGGUAAAGCUCCUUCGAACUCGGUGAUGAACGAGGAAGGAGUGGAUUUGCCCAGAUGGGUUAAAUCGGUGGCGAGAGAUGAGUGGAGGAGAGAGGUUUUCGACUCGGAGUUGCUUAGUUUGGCGAGGGAGGAAGAGGAGAUGAUGGCGGAGAUGGUGCAGCUAGGGCUUGAGUGUACUUCACAACAUCCGGACAAGAGGCCGGAGAUGUCGGAAGUGGUUAGGAAGAUGGAGAAUUUGCGACCUUAUUCUGGUUCAGACCAAGUGGACGAAGCUGAUUAAGUCAAAGAUUGUUAAUUGUUGAAUUGUUAAUUUAUUUAAUUGUAAUGAAAUGGUUUGGUUGGGGAGAAAUCAGGUUUUAAUUUAAUUUUUAAUUUUUAAUUUUUGACCCAACUUGUCAAAAAGGAGAUGGGGUUUUAGUGGGUAACUCUGCUGGCAUUUGCAGUUGUUUGUGUUGGGCGUGAAGGAUUUGGUGGUGAUUUGUAAUUAUUGUCGUUGCUUCUCUUUCUUAAAUCUAUUUUCUAAAUUGUUACUUA
Arabidopsis lyrata subsp. lyrata is the source of this 2323-nucleotide messenger RNA. Its product is annotated as probable inactive receptor kinase At1g48480. Bases 105 to 2069 code for a protein of 654 amino acids. The record is from RefSeq and is a predicted model, not a curated record. Gene Ontology annotation, biological process: protein phosphorylation. Gene Ontology annotation, molecular function: protein binding; ATP binding; protein kinase activity. NCBI's taxonomy places the organism in Eukaryota, Viridiplantae, Streptophyta, Magnoliopsida, Brassicales, Brassicaceae. The transcript is spliced from 2 exons.